Messenger RNA from Rodentolepis nana, 7908 nucleotides. The record is from the annotation of a GenBank genome assembly. NCBI's taxonomy places the organism in Eukaryota, Metazoa, Platyhelminthes, Cestoda, Cyclophyllidea, Hymenolepididae.
GAAGUUCUCUGCCCAGUAUCGGUUGGCACAUCAGUGAAUCUCUAUGAGGGUCCAGGCGUGCAAAUUUUGGGAAUAAAUGAUGUGGAUUCCUUGAAUUUGGAACUGAGAAAUGCAGUAGCCCAUGCCACCAAAGACUCCCAUCGAGGACUCAAAAUUCGUGAUGUCCAAUCCCAGAUUAUUACCAGAACAAGCAGCGAAUCUGCCUGGACUGAAACGCAGGGGUCCUCUGAAGUUCAAACACAGAUAGGAGUUAUGAGCAGAACUGCAGCUAUACAAGCAGUAGCCAAGAUGGGAGUUGUCAAUAUUCCUUCACACAACCAAAAGAACAGGGUUGUCGAAGGAACAUCGACCACUUUCUGUCUUCUUCCCGACAAGGAAUCCACAGGAACAAUGAAUAGUGAAGUAGCAACUUCGGAUGUAAUGACUCAGAUCUCUUGUAUUUUGCACUCUCGUGGAAUUCAUUCCGAUCUGCAGACCUAUCUCUCGGAAUAUAAGAAAAGGAGUAGUCUCUCAGCAACGUCCGACUUGGGUGAGCAAAAUGUUGAAUUUCAAUGGGAAAAACAACCCAAAUCAGAGAUUCGAAACAGUACCGCAACAUGCGAUGUGGAAACUUUGAUCAGUAGAGUAGUUCAUGAUUAUGGAACUCAGGUAUCUUCAAGGCUUAUUCCCACGGAAGUAACUGUGAACAAAAUCAGUACCAAGGAAAUGGCUGUUUCGCUCGGCACUCCUUUAAAGGACAUCGAAAUUGGACUGCCAAUUGAUUCACUCAUAUGCCCAUCGGAUAUGAAAUUUGAAACUGAGCUGUAUGAGGGUAGUGAUCUGUCUAUUGCUGAUUAUAGCGGAGUAAGCAAUUUUAUUGUUACUCAUGACGACGGAGUUGUAACAGGAUCCAUGCAUCUCAACUCUGUUGAUGCACAAACAGGCAGAGGCUUAACCACUCAAGCCGCAGUUGUGUUAAGAGCUAAAGAUUUCAGGAGAAAGGUUGCAGUUGGGGAAAUAACCGCACAGUCUGGAGUUGCGCCAAAGGUGAACUUUGUGAUAUCAAACGUAGCUGGAAGACCAUUCCGUGAUUCUAAGACUCCAACAUCUGAUCUGCAGACACAGAUUAGGAGUUCGAAUCUUCUUCAAGAGAAUGUGGAACUUGUUAAUUCUGAAGUGCAGGUUGGUUUAGAGUUGGUGCCAACACAGAUAUCUAUGAAGAGGUAUGAUAUUGAGAAAAUGGAAGUAGAAUUCCUUGAUGCAACUGGCCGCGAAAAUUACAACAUGAAAAUGAAUUCAGUAUCAUGUCCAGCUAAGAUAAAAGUCGAAUCGCGUCUGACAGAAGGAAGUGGUGUUCAUAUUUCUGGAAUUGAGAAGGCUUCCAGGGUUGUUAUCAGUGUAAGCGGCUCCUUGCCUUCUGUGCAAACAGACGUAAGAGAAAAGGUUGAAAACGAAGAUUCUGAUAUUUUGCAUGAAGAAUUCAAAACAGAAGUAAACUUUGAACAUAUCUCUAUGAAUAGGGACGAGAGAAAACGUUGCUCGAGUAAGUCAACUCAGAGGAACGUUGUUCGACUGAUUCCAUGUGGAGUUUCCGGAAGUAAGAUGAUGACUUCAGGUGAAACCUCUCAAGUACUCUCCGUUACUUCAGAUGCAUCAAUGCAAGUUGGAAGUAGGCUGGUUCCACUAGCAAUUGGAGUAUCGCCUGUACAAUUAGAGAAUAUGGAAAUAUCACUUACAAAUUUGGGCAAACCUAUAAGUGGACAGAUGUCAUCGGCCUCCGCUGUAUUAUAUCCUGCUCAGGUUGAGCUUCAAAGCACUCUUGUUGAUGGUCAGAAUGGAAUCGAGUUGGUUCCGAUUGAACAACUGGAGUAUAUCAAUUUGAACAGCUCGAGAUCUGAAGCUAUGGUUCAGUACAGCUCCUCCUCAUCCGAUGUCAUAACGCAGAUAAUAACUCCCGAAAGACCUAAUCUUCUUCCAGCUAGCAUCAUUAUGGAAACCGGCCAAUUUGAUGGUCAUCACCGAAUGCCCAAUAUCGCUUCCCAAUCCUUGGUUUGUGAUCUCCUCAGCAACAGAAUGAGAAAUCAAACCGUUACCAUUAAGGCAAAGCCUGCUACCUCAGAUUAUUCCUCUGGAAAGCCAUCGUCUUAUCUAGGAUAUGUGAGCACCGAGGCAAAUACUCAAACAGCUGAUACAAGCAUAGAGAAUAUGGAAGAAGAUUCCAUCUAUUCAGCGGAUAGACGUGUAAAACAGUAUGGCAUUGGCGUUCAAGUUGGAACAAAGCUUAUUCCUGAAGUACUGAAGUUGUCACAAAUUCCCGUCAAGAACAUGAAAUUAGAAUCAGUGGUUUCUUCUUCAGGGCAUAAGGAGCGUAUUAGCCUUCAGUCGAUACGUUGUCCAGCUGAAAUUGCACUGAAGUCAGAGCUGUGUGAUGACAGUGGAAUAGUGAUCUGCUCAUUGGAUCAGUCAGGUGAAAUUGAAGUUGAAAUGGCCCGUGAUAGUCCCGAAUCUCAAAUUCAAGUUACUAGCAAAUCAAACAAGGUUCAUGGGUGGUGGAGUGGAAUAGUAAAUGGAAAGACUCCGCUUUUUGAGAACAAAUCAUUGGAUAAUUCCUCUGCUAGAAAAUCUACUGAAAAAGCAGUAACGACUUCAAAACAAACUAUUAGAAUUGAAAAUAAUUUGUCCUUGCAAGGUGAAGCUAUACUUCAACCUGAAACAUAUUCCACUCACCCCAAUCCUCGCUAUAGACUGGUUAUGGUUGACACGGGCAAUCAAAAUAGGUCAGCAACACAAAGAAAUUCUACAUCUCCAGACAGACAAUACUCAUCAGUGAGUGCGUCAAAAUUAGAUUGGAGUGAUCGUGGUGUCCAGGUAGGAGUCAAGCUAAUCCCUAAUAGCAUCGAUGUCAGACCUCUCAAAUUAGAAAACAUGAAAGCUGUUCUAUCAAGUAAGAAAACUCGAGAUUCAAGAGAAGUUGAUGCCAGUGCUGUCCUAUGCACUUCAGGAGUCCAAUAUGAGGAAGAAUUGACAGAAUCGACUGGUGUUCAAGUCGUUCAAAUUAAUGAGAGUGCUGAACUUUCGCUCUGUUAUUGCGGAGAUAAGUUUGUAACCAGUGUCGUGUCAGCCAAUAGGAAUACUUCUGUAAUUGGGAGCACAGAUGGAUCAAAGCACUUUGAUGUGGGUAGCAUAACAGCAAGAAAUGCGGACCUUAAUACCACAAGUGAUGCGGAUGAUUCUAAUUUCGUCACCAUUCUACGUGUAAAAGAAGCUCAAUACGGUACAAAGAAUAACCGUACAGCCGGUUACUGGGAAAGUACAAAAAUGCCAAACGGUGAGAUCAGCUUCAUACAAAAUCGGAUCCAGCUUGUGGACAAAAAUGUCCAAGUUGGAUUGAAUCUGGUUCCCAAAACAAUUACUGUCGAUAAAGUGAGUGUUGAGAAUAUGGAGGCUAUCAGUGGGCAGAGAAAAGAUGGAACCUUUGAAGAGGUCAGUGUUGGAGCGAUGCUGUAUUCAAGGCCGACACAAUAUGAUCACAUUUUGACUGAAUCAAAGGGAGUGAAUGUUUUACCCAUUAGAGAUGUUCAUGAUGUUCGAGUGGGAUAUAAAGGCGACAUAUUUUACACAUCUGUUGAUUCGACCAGGGAUCUAAUUGAGGCGAGCUACUCUGAGUCAAGAAGUGAUUGGCCACGUCUUCGCGUACAUCAUUUGGAGUUUUCUGAUGAAGUGAGUCAGAUUGGGAAGAUUGAUAGGAGUAGAGAGAGUUCAAAAGUUGAGGCAAUGACCCAGGUGGGAACAGUUCUUGUUCCAACGGAAUUAAAACUAGAACAAAUGAGUCUUGAUGCCCAUCAAGUUCCACGUUUAGUUGAAUCUAUCUCAACUGAAAAUAUUCUAUGUCCUACUGAUAUCGCGGCUUCGUCUAUACUUUCCGAGUGCUCAGGAGUUCAUAUUACUUCUGUGGGAGCCCUGUCAGAAAUUGCAAUUAAAUUGGAUCAAGGAGAGUACAAAGCAGAGGUACAACGAGACACCAAAUCAAAUCAGACUCGAAUAGCUAUCAAGGAGAGAUCAAUUAGUGCUAAAAGGUCUCAUGCAAGUGGAUAUAUUUCCUUAAUUGAACCUUCAAUAAGUGUUGAUGACGCACAUAAAGCUCUAACAUUUGGUGGAAUAUCCAAUUCGAUUCAGCAUUCAAUGAGUUCAAAAUCUGUCCAGGUUGGUACCAUUCUAGUUCCAACAACCGUUACCAUGGAGAAGGUAAUGGUUGAGAACUUAGAGGUUUCAGUGCCGCUAACUCAGUCUAAAUGUGCAGAAGUGAACGUAAGUGCAGUUCUGGCAUCUUCUGCAACAGAAAUGACAACAGUUUUGACAAAUGCACCGGGAAUACACGUCAUUCCAAUGUCAAAAGUGGAUGAGAUUGGCAUCCAAGCGAAUGGAAAGAACUAUAUUGGAAUGGUUGAAGGAGCAUAUCAGUCACCACGUGGUAGAGCACCAUCAGGUAUAUCAGUGAGUCAAGAUCAACAGAAGAUUAUUCUUCCCAUUGCUUCAUCGGCCAUAAAUAGGAGCACAAACAUUCAGGCUAGUCUACUUCAACAGAGUGCAGAUCUGAGUCUACUUCAUGAUACACUUCGAUCUGGUCAGACCACACCGGUCCUCAGAGAGACCAACACAUUUUCCACAGGCUCAUUCCGUCGUCCUGGAAUCAUCCAUAUUCCUGGUCAAACACUCACGCCUAUUGCAGAAAUCUUAUCCACCCCUUCACAUUCUGCACCUAAGGAUGUUAUGGACAGUUCAGUGCAAGUUGGUGUGAGACUCAUACCCCAUGCAAUUUCUCUUCAACGAGACUAUGGGAAAUCUAUGGCGAGCAUGCCUAGCAACUUAUCGGAAAAAGAAAUUGAUUUUCACAAUUUCCUAAUGUCGUCUGAAUUCCAGUACGAUAUGAUGUUGCAGGAAACAGUGGGUGUUGAUGUGGUACCCAUCAAAUAUGCCGAAAAGGUAAAUAUCACGCUUGACGGAGAAAAUUUCACCACUGAAAUCGGAUCAAUAAGAUCAGAUCGACGAUAUGGCAGUCUGGAUCAUUCUCGCCGUUUACUUGAAAGAACAUUAUCAACACCUUUAGCUCUCUCUGAUUCUUCAAGCCAAAGGCUUGUGCACGCAGGUGAUACAAUCACUCACCAAAUCAAUCCACCACAUAGCUCAGCUAGCAGGAGAUCAGUCGUGAGGUAUGACCAAGGUACACAAGUUGGAGUCAUUCUCCUUCCCCAACAACUAAAUCUUGAGAGAAUGAACUUAAAAUCAGGAACCAUUAACUCGGCUACAGUACUCAGUGAGAGUAGAACUCCAUCACUAUUAUAUCCCACAAACAUUGGAGUCGAUGUAGCCCUUAGUGAGACUCCUGGAUUUCAAAUGGCCGACUUUGGAGGGGAAAUGUUGGUGGACUUUGGUGACUCUUCAUACAAUGCCAAAGUCAGCCGAACAGCAUCGAGCGCUGAGGCUUCAGUUCAUCUUAUUGAUGAGUCUGUGUCUCUCGGACGCAAAUCCUCCAUACUUGAAAUAUCCCUGUCUAGAAAUCUCCCAGUAACACCUGUAACAUUACCGUCUGGUGAAGUGGUGAGAAGAUAUACGGUUUCCACAGGCACGCAGGUCGGUACUCUUUUGAUACCAACCAAGGUGUAUAUGAAUCAAGUUGAUGUGGAAAAUUUGGCUGUGGAAAUUCCCUUGACAGAGUGGAAGUCAACAGAUUUAAAUGUCAGUGCAAUACUUGCAACGACGGGCACUGAAAUGACGACUGUUCUCUCAGAGGAUACUGGAAUUCAGAUUGUUGAUAUGAAGGACCUGGAAGAAGUGGGAAUUCAGUAUGGUGAUGAAGUCUAUGUUGCUGGUGUUACAGCUUCUAAACCAAAAUAUAUUGGCGAUAGCUAUGGCCCCGUAAGAGAUCAUGUCACAAGUUCAACUUCUAAUAAGAGACGAGAAGUAAUCGUUAUAUCGGUACCGAAAAAUUUGGAAUGUGUACAACUGAACCAGAAGGCCACAAACCUUCUGAAACAGAGUAGCGAUCUAAGAGAAAUUCACUCAACUUUGUCGUCCUCGGUUUCACAACCUCGGUUACGAAUGGGAAGUGUAUUGGGAACUCCUAUUCAUUUAGGAGGGCAAAUGAGUUCCCAACAGCCAAUGACUGGUAUAAUCAAUCAAUCUCCUAUAAUGACCUGUGAGUGUGGUCGUCAAUACACGGUCGGUGAACUAGAACGACAACUAAUUUCAAUAGAAUCUGGUGCAUCAGGAGCAUUAGGACGCGUAAAUUCUCAAUUCUCAACAAAUAAGCUCUUACGACAUAUGGAAACAGCCAACGGUACGUUCAGUUCUCAAGACAGGGAUGCUGCAGAAGCAUCCAGUCAAAAUCGAGUUUACGAAUCAUACAACGUUACAUGCGAGGCUGCUAUCAAACCAACUAUGGUCUCCAAGCGUCUGACUGCAAACAUUCAACCUGUUGGAAUAGAGGCUGGUUGUCAGGUGAGUACUUACGAAGUAGACUAUUCAAUGGACACCAGACUUUCAAGAAAUCAGCUGUCCCAACUCACAACCGACGAUAUGACCUCAGACUUGAUGGACACUCCUAAUCUGCUCAGAAGAUCCACAUCAAAGAAACGCACCCACUCUGAAGACUCUCAUGGAAGACCCAGAACUGCUAAUAUUUGUAGUUCCUGUCGGAAUAGGAUGAUGAUAACGGAUAUUAGUACGGCAGACCCUGAUGAUCCGAGUAGUUAUGAAGCAUCAAUAAGAAUCAGAAGGGUAUCGAAUGCCGACACAUUCGAUAACUCAGUGGCAUCAAAUUUCUCGAGAGGAUCAACACUUCGACGAAGUUUCUUCACUCGGGGUUCAGAGAAAAGAUCAAGUGGAUCAUUUGAAUCUCUAAGAAGCCAUUCACAGGCCUCCAGAUGUGCUAUUUGUCGUAAUGAAAUAACAUCAGGUGAUCUCUCCUCAUCGAUUCGCACAAGCACAUCAAGUCUGCUGGGAGGGACAGGAGUAGUAGCAGUGAGAGAUAGUGGAAUCCACGAAAUCGCUGAUGCCUACGCACAAAUUUGCAAAGAAGCUGAUCAGUCUGAUGGAGUGAAAGCUAAUUUGUACUUAAUGUUGAGGGGUAAUAAAAUCAUCCAGGCUAUCAUCGAUGACUAUUUGAAGGAGAAGAAAAUUGAAGAAGUUGGCUAUUUUGCAGAAAGCAAGGAGAUUUUAGAGGUUGUAUCUGCAAAUGAGAAAGCUAUGAAGAAGGCGAGAAAGGGUGAUAAGACAAUUUAUUCUCAACUUCAGCACAAUUCCCUAACACGGAGAGUUAUUGACAGUUAUGAGUGUUAUAAGCAUAGCAUGAGAGUGGAUGAAUUCAUCCAGGUGAAUUCCACUCCGUUUGAAGGAGGAGUGGAGACAGUCAGUGAUGCGAUGAAGGAGAUAAUGGACGUAGUGGACGCCCUUAAAGAUGCAGAAGGACAAGUAGGAGAAAAAACUAUCUAUGCAGAGCUUAAAGGAAAUGCAAUAAUACAGAGGGUGAUAAAGGAAUACGAAAUGAGCAGACUUGCACAUACAGCAAUUCGUAGACCAACCGCCUCAUCACGUUUGGCGAAUGUUGUCUUUUCGAGGGACUCAAAGGUUGGAAUUCUCAGCGUCGAUGGACAAAUAGCCAAAAUGGAGUUUGAACAAUUUUCCACUUCAGACCAAGUGGAGAGGGGGAGUAUUUCCAUUCUCCAAAGACAUAGAGGAACUGAAUCAAGUUGGAGACCACUUUCCUCAUCUGUCAGCAGUGUAUCAGGAGAUGAAGAUACCACAGAUAGGUGGAGAACGUCAGAAGAGAUUACAUCAACGAGUACUCGCUAUGAUGUUGCUGUAUCCGCUCUCAUCACCCCAGAAACGUGGGACAAGAAAGUCCAGUUCGAUUCUUCAAAUCCACGAUGA